AUGGGGUUCCUUGGCGUAUACAGGGCCAUAUUCGAUUAUGCGCCUGCCUCCGAAGGAGAACUUGCCAUCAACGAAGGCGACCUGCUCUACGUUCUUGAGAAGAGCCAGGAUGACGACUGGUGGAAGGCAAAGAAGAAGGCAACUGCCGACGAUGACGACGAGCCCACGGGGCUCAUUCCCAACAACUACAUAGAAGAGGCCGCCCCCGUCAACCAAGCUCGCGCCCUUUACGAAUACACCCGCCAGACCGACGAAGAAUUAUCCUUCCCGGAAGAUGCCAAGUUGCAAGUCUUCGACGUUUCAGACCCCGAUUGGAUCCUGGUGGGGCUGGACGGCGAGUAUGGCUUCGUCCCGGCAAACUACAUCGACAUGGGCGACGCAGUGGACGAGGAGCCAGAGCCGGAACCGGAGCCAGAGCCACAGCCCCAAGCACCGCCCUUGCCACCAGCUCUACCCUCACGUCCUCCAGCUACCGUUGAGCCGGAAGAAGAGCCGCUUAGUCCGCCUCUACCAACCCGACAGCCAUCCACUGCUUCCGAAACGAGCAGCCCAGCUGUGGCGACGCCCGCUUCCGCGUUGGCCAAUGUUAUGCAAGGCCGAACCUCGAGCCGGGCUCCCGCUCCUCCUCCCGUUGCCGUUCCGGCACCCCGACAGGAAUACUUGUCUGAGGAAGAUGACGAACCGAGUCCUGCGCUGCCUACACGUCCUCGAGCCCCGACGAGCUUCUCCGAGCAUGAACAAACCGCACCAACUUCCCCAGCGCGAACGCAGAGCGCCCGUAGGAGCGACCAGCACCAUGACUACACUUCCGGUUACGACACGGGCCAGAUUGCGCCAGGUGGGUUCCACUUGUACAACAUCAAUGAGAUGGUAUCGGUCAUGGGCAAGAAGAAAAAGAUGCCCACGACGCUCGGUGUGAAUCUUAAGACAGGGAAGAUAUUCAUCGCGCCCGAGCGAACCAGCGACGGGCCGAGUACCGAGUGGACUGGUGAUAAGAUGACGCAUUACUCUCGUGAAGGCAAGCACGUGUUCUUGGAGUUGGUGCGGCCAAGCAGGAGCAUAGAUUUUCACGCCGGAGCCCAAGAUACUGCCGAAGAAAUCGUGAGUGCUCUGGGCGAGCUUGCCGGUGCUGUAAGAGCCGAAGGUCUACGCGAGGUCAUGAUGGCCGCAACCGGCCGGAAUAGUCAGAAGAAGGGCAUUAUUCUUUACGACUUCAUGGCGCAAGGAGAAGAUGAAGUCACAGUAGCAGUAGGGGACGAAGUAUUGAUUGUCGACGAUGCCAAGAGUGAAGAGUGGUGGCAGGUUCGGCGACUCAAAACCGGCAAGGAAGGCGUCGUUCCCAGCAGUUACAUCGAAGUCACAGAGGUCCUCAGUCCACCGGCGAAUUCGAGUGGCGUAAAUGCAGGCAGGUCGACCGUCGCACAGAAUCGUCUCGAAGAGGAGCGCUUAACGAAAGAGGCUAUCAAGAGGGACCAAAAAGUAGCUGAGGUAGGACCUGGUUUGCGUUUGCCUGUUAGAAGCAGCAGUUUGUCGGCCGGGACCAGUGAUAAUAAUUCUCUGCAGCAGCGAAGCAAACGCGAAAACGGUCGUGCCGAAGGCAGCGGAAGCCGCUCCUCCUCGGACAAAGCGAAACCCGAUCGCUCCAAGGUCCGAACCUGGACGGAUCGGUCCAAGUCUUUCACCGUGGAAGCGCAAUUUCUCGGUAUCAAAGAUGGCAAGAUCAACCUGCACAAAAUGAACGGCGUCAAGAUUGCCGUCCCUAUAACGAAGAUGUCCGCUAAAGAUCUUGAGUACGUCGAACUCAUGACCGGUAUCUCCUUGGACGAGGACAAGCCCCUAUCCGACGUCAAGCGUGCGAAUACGACAAAGGUCAACGCAACGAGGGAUGCCUCUAGUAAAGUCGGCGCAUCCAUUGAGCAGCCCAAGUCUGACUACGAUUGGUUUCAGUUCUUCUUAUCUUGCGACGUGGCAGUUGGUCUUUGCGAACGCUAUGCCCAGUCCUUUGCCAAAGACUCGAUGGACGAGAGCGUUUUACCAGAUGUGGAUGCUAGUGUGCUUCGAAACCUUGGCCUUCGCGAAGGGGAUAUCAUAAAGGUAAUGCGGUUUCUGGACAAGAAGUAUGGACGUGACGGCAAGAAGAAAGGUGUUAGCUUUGCCGGCGAUGAGGAUGGCGAGGGCAGCGGCGGCGGGCUAUUCUCGGGCCCAGGUGGUACACUACGGAACAAUACUCGAAAAGGGCGUCCGGCACCAGCGGUCCAAACGAACGAUACGAUUGAUGCAAAGGCAUUCUCGAAUAAGAAUGACUCUAGUCAGGAUCAGUCCGCUACGCCGUCGCCAUCUGCAGGCCGUUCAGAAGCUGCGAAGCCUACUAGUGGGUUUGAUGAUGACGCAUGGGAUGUCAAGCCUUCUAAGCAGCCUAAGCCUCAAACAAACCCAGCUCCGACUCCAGAGCCCAAAGCUGCCACUCCACCUCCGUCUCAACCGCCGCCUACACAAGGCAUGCUAGAUCUGUCGUUACUCAGUCAACCUUUGGAGCCCAUCAAAGCCCAACCUACGGUUAGCGCACCCCAGAUCAUCCAAGCUCCUCCACAGCCAGCACCUCAAAUACAACCUCAGUCUACAGCAGCUCAACAGCCAGGGGCCACACCUGCGUUCUUUACGGGACUUGCUCAGCAACAAACUGGGCUUCAACAGCAGCCUACUGGAGCACAGCCACUGAACCUUGGACUGGGGGGCAACCGGCAAAGGCCAGUGGCGCCGCAGAUGACCCAAGGCCAAGGCGGGCUGGUGCCUCCUCCACCUGCGCGUCCGUUGUCUGCGCCUCAGUCGGCACAACCGAGCGGGUUCGCUCCGCCUCCGUUGCAACCACAAAUGACGGGUAUUGCACCGCCCGGCCAAAGCUUGAACGACUUGAACCAGCAGAGAAUGCAACAGCAAUACAUGGGCAGCUUCCAGCCGCAACCAACCGGUCAGGGCAUGAUGGGUUACAAUCCCACGGGAAUCCAGCCGCAACCAACCGGAUUCGGGGGACCCAACCAGUUCCAAAUGCCACCACAAGUUACGGGAGCUCCGCAGAUGCAGAGUCCGUUCGCCGACCCCAGAGCCAGCCAGUUCUCGUCAAUCCAGGUCCAACCUACCGGGUUUCACGGUGGCUUCAACGCGGGUCAACAAUUUCCCCAGCCCACGGGCGUCAACUCUUUCUUACCGCCUGCCCUGGAACCGCAAAGGACGGGGAUGCCCCCGAUGCAGCAGUCUAUGCAACCUCAGCCAACAGGCUUCGGCGGAGGAUUCGGUAUAGGCUUCAACCCCGGCAUAAACAACCAGCAGGCCCCCCAACCUCCGCCCCCGGCUCCUCUCCAGCCGCAGCAGACUGGGCCGGCACCCCCGGUGCGUUUCGGCGUAGCGGACAAGAUCGCGCCGCAGGCAACUGGCCGCCGGGCAAAUCUUGCACAUGCAACUCCACAAAAUCCCUUUGGUUUCUGA
Molecule: messenger RNA, 3483 nt
Organism: Pseudomassariella vexata
Lineage: Eukaryota; Fungi; Ascomycota; Sordariomycetes; Amphisphaeriales; Pseudomassariaceae
Exons: 3
Coding region: 1-3483 (1160 amino acids)
Biological process (GO): regulation of actin filament polymerization; actin cortical patch assembly
Cellular component (GO): nucleus
Molecular function (GO): protein-macromolecule adaptor activity; identical protein binding; ubiquitin binding
Source: RefSeq, a predicted model, not a curated record